GAGAGCACCAAGUAGUACAGCGAGAUCAGGAGUAUGAAGAGCGGCAGUAGAGCCGCUGCUGCCGGGCUGCUCAGGCGGGGAGAGCAGGACGGGCCGCAGGAGAAGGGCGAGGAGCGUUGGGGCGCUGCGCGGAGAAAAUUUUUGACAACAUGUGUACCAAGGUAGCACCCGUUGUUGAAGGAUGUGUACUGCUCUCAGCCCAAAGGCCCGAGGCCCUGGCCUCUCUGAUAUGCACCAGUAUAGCCAGUGGCUGGCAAGCAGACAUGAGGCGAAUUUGUUACCAAUGAAGGAAGACCUGGCUCUGUGGCUGACAAACCUGUUGGGAAAAGAAAUAACAGCUGAGACCUUCAUGGAGAAACUGGAUAAUGGUGCCUUGCUCUGUCGGCUGGCGGAAACUUUACAGGAGAAGUUUAAAGAAAACUGCAUUGAGGUCAACAAAUUUGGAAAGAUCAUGCCAGUGAGGAAAAUUCCCUGCAAAGCCAAUGCACCAUCUGGAUCUUUUUUUGCAAGAGAUAAUACUGCAAAUUUCUUAUCCUGGUGCAGAGAUGUGGGAGUCGAUGAUACUUGUCUAUUUGAAUCUGAAGGUCUGGUCCUCCACAAGCAGCCCAGAGAAGUGUGCCUGUGUUUGCUCGAACUUGGAAGGAUUGCUGCCAGGUUUGGUGUGGAGCCACCUGGAUUAAUAAAGCUGGAGAAAGAGAUUGAACAAGAAGAAACACUUUCCACUCCUCUUCCAUCCCCUUCACCCUCUCCAUCAAAGUCGCCUGGCAAAAAAAGCACAGGAAAACUCCUGGAUGAUGCAGUCAAACAUAUUUCUGAAGAUCCUCCUUGCAAAUGCCCUAGCAAAUUUUGUGUGGAGCGUCUUUCACAAGGAAGAUACAGAGUUGGAGAGAAGAUUCUUUUCAUCAGGAUGCUGCACAACAAACAUGUGAUGGUUCGUGUAGGAGGAGGAUGGGAGACGUUUGCAGGGUACUUGCUGAAACAUGAUCCAUGCCGAAUGCUGCAGAUCUCUCGGGUGGAUGGGAAAACGUCCCCGAUCCAGAACAAGUCGCCAACCAUCAAGGACAUGAAUCCAGACAGCUACUUGGUGGUUUCUGCCCAUUACAAAACUAAGAAGGAGAUUAAGUGAAAUUGCCUCCUUAUUUCAUUCAGGACUCUGUAUACGUAGCCCCACCCUAUCUUUUCAAGUGUAGCCAAAUUAGCUGGUGCUUCAAAUGGACUUUGAAAAAUUACAAGCAGACUGGAAAUGACAACCCACAUUAGGGAUUGUUGAACUGUAGAACUAUUUAUUUCUAGUACUGUACCUUUUUUAAAAAAAAUAGCAAGUUACCCUUGAUAGGUUAAUUACUACAAUGAGAUUAAAAACAAAUAGACAUAUAUUUUUAGCCAAAUUAUUACUCUAUGAAUGUAUUCUUAGAAUGACUUAAGCAAUAUGACUCACAUUAAGGUAUUGAAAUGUGAUAUAUUUGUAUGAAAAAUAUAUAGAAUUUCCACUGGGUUGCCCGAAUCCAGAGUUAGGUGUAGUUCAGUUAUAGAGCACAGGAGGUGCUGCAUGCAGGAGGUCCCAGGCUUGGUUCCAAUUUUUUUUAAAGUUGUAAACUCAUCCUGAAGCUAGAGAAUGCCGGUCAGUCAGAAUAUUGGAGCAAAUAUACAACCCCUUCUUUAUUCCAGCACGUACUAAGGUCCUAUGAUUGCAGGCUAGCCCGGAUACAGUAUGGUCCUGAUCUUCUUAUGUAUUCUUGUGAAAGGAUUAAGUUCCUUCCUUGAAAUGAGUGGAAAAUGUCUAACAGGUGCUACCACCACAUAGUCUAUCAGGCAUUUUUUUUACUCAGGCUGAUAGAUCAGGAUGUUUACUAUAUGAGAUGAAAGGAAAUGAUACAGAUCUAUGUGCCAACUGGUGGAAAAUGUUUGUUCUUAACGUCUGCCCAUUAUUCGUGACAAAAUUCUUGUUUUAUAGGCCAGACUAAUAAUGGAAAAAGAACCAAUAGGCAAGAAUUAGUUGUGGUUUAGAAAACACAAAAACACUCACCAUAGAACUGAUAUCUGUGUACUAAUGAAUGCCACAUUAGUAAUUUUUAUUGCUAAGACCUAUUUCAGUUUAAGAAGGGAAUGCAGUAAUGGGGAAAUGUUGAGGUUAUUCAUGUUCUGACCCCCUUCUCACCUAUACAGUGUUUAAGAAUGACCAGUAUGAAAAACUUUGGUGGCCAAACAGCACAUUACACCAAGGGGUUGUUGGUUGAUUUGUUACCUAUCCUUUUUUUCGUCUUUUUUUGUUCGUGUCUGUACAAACAGCUGAUGGGCUGGUAACUUGAUCUAGAAAGCAGCUGAGACUGGGUCUCUGCGACCUUGGGACAUUUUAGAGUCUCAGUUACCUUUCUCAAUAUGCAUCCUGUUCUGGGUGUGUGUGAGAGAGAGAAUUCAGGAGCUUUUUAUCACCCUUGAAUU
Pogona vitticeps (central bearded dragon) is the source of this 2442-nucleotide messenger RNA. Lineage: Eukaryota; Metazoa; Chordata; Lepidosauria; Squamata; Agamidae. The record is from RefSeq and is a predicted model, not a curated record.